GCGAGGCCCCGCGUGCCGGUUAGCCGUGUACAGCUACACACCCGUAAGCCAUUUCACACACAGUAUAAAUUUUUAAUUUUACGAAUGGAAACGUUAUUUGCACAGAUUAAAGUUUCCACAGAAAAACUCCUGGAGAACCAAAUAAAUGUGAAUAUAGACGAAAUAAUUGAAAACCUGUUCAAUGAAGUUUCAAGUCUGAAAACUCUGACCGCUGCCAAAUCGUGGGAUCCAGAGGUGGAAGAGACCGCCGUACAACUGUGGAACUGGGCAGUGACGAAGCAUGUGGGUUCGGCUAUAGGUCUCGAGCAUAAAGCCAAAGUUCGCCACGUGGCAUGCAGACUGCUGUAUGUGUGUGAGUCCGACAGCCCAUCAGAAAGCACACUUCGCAGACAGAUCUUGAUGGCCACCAAGACUGGCAGAACGUGGCUUGACUGCAAAAAUCCCACUAUGGCAGAUGAGUUUCUCAGCCUUGCUGUCAAAAGUCUGGAGGUCUUAUACAGCAAACUCAUGUCCCGAGGUGAGAGAAGGAUGGAUAUCAACAUCCCAAAAGGAGACAUCGAGAAAGACCUUUUCAGAGUUCUGACAUACCAGGCUGAAUCUGCUUUGAUGCAGGAUGACCACCAGGGGGCCGUCUCUCAGGUCUCCCGGUGCAAGGACAUGUUGGAGCGGCUUCCCAAAGAGACUGGCUACCUCUGUCUCCUGUGUUAUAACUUUGGCAUUAACAACUACAACUUGAAAAAGUACAGGGAGAGCACCUUUUGGCUGAGCCAGAGCCAUGACAUCGGGAAGAUGAAUGAGUUUGGUCCCGGAGCUUCAGUGAGGGCCAAAGUGCUAAGGCUUCUUGCAACUGUCUUUUUGGAGUGGGACUAUCAGGAGUACAAGGAAAAGGCCCUCAGUGCUGUGAACUUAGCCAACAAGGAAAGCGUGCACCCAUCAGGACUAUUCCUAAAAAUGCGGAUUUUACUGACCUGCAAAGCCGAAGACGAACACGUCAGAGCCGCCAUAAUGCAGCUGCUUGGCCCAGAGAUUCCUCUUGAUGUUUGUCUGAGCACAGUGAGAUUGCUCAUGACAGAGAACAGGGAGAGCCUGGCCUUUGAGUUCCUGCAGCAGGUGUGCCAGUGCUUUGAGUCGAGCCCUGAGCUGGGAGUGGCCUUGGUGCUGCAUGUGGAGCUGCUGCUGCAGAGGGGCAGGGAGGCGCAGGGGAAGCAGCAGGUGGAGCGCAUCAUGGCAGAACACCAUGCCGGCAAACCGCUGUCCCCUCAGACCCUCUGCCUUCUGCACAGCCUGCUGUGGGACCGAGCCGCCAGGCACUUUGAGGCCCACAACUAUGCAGAGGCCCUGCAGUGGUACAGCUACUCCCUGAGUUUCUACCCGGCUGGCACCAUGGAUCAGAACCUGGCCAAGCUGCAGCGGAACCGGGCUUCCUGUUUCCUGCAGCUGCAGCAGCUGGAGAAGGCCAAGGAUGCCGUGAAUGAGGCUGAGAGAUGUGACCCCGGCAACAUCUUCACCCAGUUCAGCAUCUACAAGGUGGCACUUCUGGAGAAGGACAUGCUGCAGGCCACGGAAGCCGUGAGGCAGAUGGCAAAGCUCUCGGUGGAGCCCAUCUCGUGCCAGGAGCGCCUCCUGAUGGGGCCCCGUGCAGCCUCCGACCUGCUGGCUGCGGCGGCACACAUGGCCUUAGAGAAUGGACAGCCGGACACGGCCGCAACAGCCCUGCGGAGCCUGUGCCAGAGCUCAGCGGACAGCGCGCAGGCCCUCAGGGCGCUGCGGUGUUUGGUUCGGCUUGUUCUUUCUGCCACGGAAAAUGAAAGUGAGGAAAUGAGUGAUGCAGAUUUGGAUGCUGUCUUGUCAUACCUGGCAAUGGCUCUGCAGAAGGUAUCCCAGCUCCCCAGCGAGCUUGGCUCAGACCCAGCAAAACGGGCCGAUGAGGCCAGCUGGUUCAGGAAGAUCGCAUGGAACCUGGCCCUCCAGUGUGUGAAAAUUCCUGACAGGAUGCGGGAUUUCUUUGUGCUCUCCUAUCAGCUGUCCCAGUUCUGCAAGCCUGAAAAAGCUGUGCUCAUGGGGCAGAAGACCUGCCUCCUCAUGGCUGCUGCAGCUUGCCUGGAGCUCUAUAGGAUGUCUGCACAAUCAGCACCUCAGACAGAGCAGCUGACGCAGGCCUUAGAGCACAUUCAGAGCUGCAGGGAAAUCUGGAAAACUCUAAAAGCCACAGGAGACUUCCUGAGGGAUCCCACCGACACUCUGCUCUCCCUGUACGAGUUUGAGGCUCGUGCCAAGCUCAGUGACCCCAAACUGGAGGCCGUGCUGGAGGCCAUCCUCGAGGUGGACCCUGUGGAAACCAAGACUUUGGAGACAGUUGCAGCCCUGGCUGUGGAGCCUCCGGCUCACUUCCCUCAGGUGUCCAAGAGAGCCCUGAAGAUGGCGCUGUCCCUGCACAGGAAGCAGCCCCGGGAGGACCCGUCCCGCUGCAGCCGGUGGGUGUGCAGUCUGAUCGAGCUGUCGCUGCCCGGAGGCGUGUCCGAGGUGGAGCCCCGCACGCUGGAGGAGGUGUGGGGGUACUUUGAGGAGGCCCGCUCCAUCAUCGCCUCUGCGUCUGAGGAAUUGCCGGAACUGGAGGUUCUGUGGCUGCUCACACGGGCUUGGAACACAGGCAUCCUGCUCUUCAGUCUCGCCCAGUUCCCUGAGGCAGAGAGGUGGUGUGGCCUGGGUAUGGCCUUCCUCUGCCAUCUCCGGUCCCUGCAGGAGAGCUACCGGAUAAAGAUGUCAAGCCUCUAUGCAGAGGUGCUCGACCAGCUGGAUAAAACAAACAGGAAUGUCAUCAUAGAUGAGUAAGCAGCUGGCCCUUCUCUGUCACAGGGUCUGUCUAACGGCCUUCCUCCGUUUUCCAUGUUUGGGCCCUACAUUGAAACGGCACCUUUGCCCCGAUCCCCUAAUGUUUACAAUCCUCUGUUGGCUUGGAUAGAAGUUUUUAACUACUGAAUUUUGUUUCCUCGUUACGAUUUUGUGAAGUUCUCUCUGCUGACUCUCAGUAUGUGUGCAGUAAGUGGUUGGCCUCCCCUCAAUCCGUUUCAUAAACUGUGCUUGGUAAAGUCUGGGAGAAAAAAGGGGCAGAUCCCAAGAUCUCAGUGUGAUGGAGUGAUGAGCCUUCAGACACAGAUAACCAGCUCGUUAUGGAUUAAAAGCAGUCAAAGUUUU
Paramormyrops kingsleyae is the source of this 3195-nucleotide messenger RNA. RefSeq names its product testis expressed 11 (gene tex11). Gene Ontology annotation, molecular function: protein binding. The record is from RefSeq and is a predicted model, not a curated record. Lineage: Eukaryota; Metazoa; Chordata; Actinopteri; Osteoglossiformes; Mormyridae. Gene Ontology annotation, biological process: meiotic cell cycle.